AUGGAAAUGCUUUUCCCCCCUUCAUUUUUCACAUUGAUGAUACACCUGAUUGUCUAUUUGGCUGAUGAAGCAAAACUUGGAGGUCCAGUCUAUUACCGUUGGAUGUAUCCGAUAGAAAGGUAUUUAGGACUAUUAAAAUCAUAUGUGCGCAACAAAGCAAAACCAGAAGGAUCUAUUGUAGAGUACUAUAUUACACAAGAGGUUAUUACAUUUUUUUCUCAAUAUCUAGAUGAUAUUGAGACAAUAUGGAAUCGACCUAGUAUGUCGAGGACAAAAAGACACAUCAUGACAAGUAAUUCAGCAAAUUCUAUAGUGGAUCCAACUCAUUCUAUAGAUCCAGGUACAUCUAUGCCAACACCACAGAUUAAUGCACAAGUUGAAGAAGUUGGUCCUCAAAUUAAUGCACAAGUUCAAGAAGGUGGUCAUGUGCAUCAGUCAGCAGUAGAAAGAGAUGAACCUCAGCUUUUUAGGGGUUGCAAAAGGAGUACAACAACAUGGGAUGUGAAAAUUAGAGAUGGAAAUGGGGAACUAAAGCGUCAAAAAAUGCAAACAAUUGACGUAUACUCUCUUCGACAAGGAGAGAAAGUUGUUGUGGAAUGGAAUUCCCGAAAUCAGCUUGUUGAAUUGUCAUGGGGUAUGCUCGCUCAAUUUCUAGGCCACAUUGCAAGUAAUUGUCAGAAUUUUCCUAUCGGAUGUGAAAAGUGGCAAAAGAUCCCAGAGUGCUAUAAAGAUCAUGUCUGGAACAAUAUUAUAAAGACAAAACUGGAGGUAAAUGAUCAUGGACAUAAGCGAUAUAUUUUCAAAAGCUUAGCGAAAAAAUGGCGAGACAGUCGAUACAACUUAUAUAACUUGAUGAAAUGUGAUCCUGAUGGUCCUCGUGAAGCUAACAUAGCAAGGAAACCUCCAGAGAUCCCUUUGGAGCAAUGGGUUGCAUUUGUGGAUUAUAGAGCUCGGCCUAACACGAAGGUAAAAGCAGAACAACAUACAAUAAAUCGCACCCACCAGACAAUGCCCCACACAUUAGGUUCUUAG
Messenger RNA from Dioscorea cayenensis subsp. rotundata (Guinea yam), 1032 nucleotides. RefSeq lists its product as uncharacterized. The transcript has 6 exons. The record is from RefSeq and is a predicted model, not a curated record. Lineage: Eukaryota; Viridiplantae; Streptophyta; Magnoliopsida; Dioscoreales; Dioscoreaceae. Bases 1 to 1032 code for a protein of 343 amino acids.